UCACACCUUCCACUGCUGCAACACAGGUGCUGCUGACUCGCUGCCCUCAAUCUGCACCAACAUGAGUCCAAAAAAUGUUGUUUUCAAGAAGAUUUGCAAAGACAAGUCGGUUGGAGUCUACAUGGGCAAAAGAGACUUUGUCGACCGCGUUGACUCUGUGGAUCCAGUGGAUGGCGUCAUCAUCAUUGACCCUGAGGCUCUGCAGGGGAGGAAAGUGUUCGUCACCCUGUCCUGUACUUUCCGGUACGGCAGGGAUGACAUGGAUGUGAUGGGAAUCGCCUUUCGCAGGGAGCUGUACCUGUCAACUCGCCAGGUGUACCCGCCUCUGCAGGACCGCGAGAAGGGAAUCCACACCAGGAUGCAGGCCAAGCUGCUGCGCAAGCUGGGAGACAACGCCUACCCGUUCUUCUUUGAGUUUCCUGACAACCUGCCUUGCUCAGUGGCUCUCCAGCCAGCACCUCACGAUGUCGGCAAGCAAUGUGCUGUGGAGUUUGAGAUCAAAGCGUUCAGCGCUGAGAGCCAGGACGCUAAAAUUCGCAAACGGAGCACAGUUAAGCUGAUGAUCAGGAAGGUCCAAUACGCUCCAGAGAACGAGGGAGUGGCGCCCUCUGUUGAAACCACCAGGGACUUUGUCAUGUCGGAUAAACCGCUGCUUGUCAAGGCCAGUCUGGACAAAGAGAUGUACUACCAUGGUGAAGUUAUCAAUGUGCACGUCAGCAUCACAAACAACUCCAACAAAAACAUCAAGAACAUCAUCGUCUCUGUGGAUCAGGUCGCUACGGUGGUGUUGUACUCCAAUGACAGCUAUGUCAAAUCUGUGGCCAUCGAGGAACCUGGGGACUCGGUGUCUCCUGGAGCGACCCUGCAGAAAGUCUACAAGCUGCUGCCCGUGCUGGCCAACAACAGAGAGAGGAGGGGCAUCGCUCUGGAUGGCAAACUGAAGCAUGAGGACACCAACCUGGCAUCAUCCAGCAUUAUCAAGGAAGGUGUGCUGAAAGAAGUUAUGGGGAUCAUGGUGUCGUACAGAGUCAUGGUGAAGCUCAUCGUUGGAGGGAUGAUGGGAUCAAGCGAGGUCGGCCUAGAGGUUCCCUUCAAACUGAUGCAUCCUAAACCUGAUGCAGUGAAGGAGAGUGAGAUGGAGGAGGAGAUGGAGUUUCAAGAGUUCAAACGCUCCUACCUGAAGGGGAUGAUUGAUGACGAGGACGAAGAUGGCAAUGUGUCGGGGGGUGACGACAUGGCGCCUAAAGAGAAAUAAAGGAGAGAGUUGGUUGGAGUGAUGACAGCUGUAGCAAAGACAGCUGGGAGUUUGAGUCGACUCAGAGUUUGUGCUAGAAAAAAAUUGAGACUUAAUUAAAGGACCAUAUCUGUGAUUUUGCAUAUUUUGGUACAUAGUUCACCAAGUACACUGAUCAGGGGCAGAAGGGCUCUUUAACAGUAUGAAAACAUCUUCCUGACAAGGCUAACAUGGUACCAGA
Molecule: messenger RNA, 1475 nt
Organism: Epinephelus fuscoguttatus (brown-marbled grouper)
Lineage: Eukaryota; Metazoa; Chordata; Actinopteri; Perciformes; Serranidae
Gene: saga
Product: S-antigen; retina and pineal gland (arrestin) a
Exons: 16
Coding region: 62-1255 (397 amino acids)
Biological process (GO): G protein-coupled receptor internalization; signal transduction
Cellular component (GO): photoreceptor inner segment; photoreceptor outer segment
Molecular function (GO): G protein-coupled receptor binding
Source: RefSeq, a predicted model, not a curated record